GUUAAAAAAAAAGGGACAACGAAUAAAGAGGGAGGUCUGACCGUUGGUGAUGCUUCGGGAUGACCUACCGAGCCGGCGACGGCCUUCGACGAAAGCUUCAUACGAAGCCCAAAACCCAAAAUAUAUUCAAAUUCUUCAGUUUAAACCAAAUCAAUAAUCAAAGCCUCUUGUUCAAUUUCAUGAUCUCCCUCUCGUUCUCUCAAAUACGUAUAUGAAUGGUGGCAUUUGAGCUCUUCAAGCUGUAAUCUUCCUCAACAAACUUCUUAUCUCUCAGAUCAAUAUGCGUGGUACUGGAAAGAAAUUAAUGUUCCAAGAAUCUGGAAAAUCUUGCUAUUCGAAGGCGGAAUCUGGGUCCAAGUUGAUUACAUCAUUGAAGUUAAAAAAGGGUAGGAAUAUAUCCUGUUGCAAGAAACUCAACUCAAAAUCAAAAUCUCAUGUAAAGACAAUUGGUUCAAUGAUUUCAAAGAGGCCAGUUACUGAUCCUGCAAGCAGGGAGCCCAGGAACGAUUCCAAAAGUAGAAAAAUUGUCAGCAGGAAAAUUCUAAAUAAAGCAAUUGAUACAAAGUCUUCAAGGAAGACGUCUCCGUUGGGGCUUCAAGGUAAGGCCUUGCCUAAUAGCUCCAAGAGAAAUGGAACAAAUGUUGAUGGGGAGGUCAAAAAUACAAAUCUGAAGAAGAGGAAGAAGAAGCGAAGGCAAAAGGAUGCUCUGGAGCUCGAUGAAGCAUCCCGUUUGCAGAGGAGAACAAGGUAUCUUAUGAUUAAAAUGAAGCUGGAGCAGAACCUUAUUGAUGCUUACUCUGGAGAAGGUUGGAAAGGUCAGAGUCGGGAAAAGAUUAAGCCAGAAAAGGAACUACAACGGGCCAAGAAACAGAUAUUGAAGUGUAAGCUUGGAAUACGUGAUGCAAUUCACCAUUUGGAUUCACUUAGUUCAGAAGGAUGCAUCGAAGACUCUGUCAUUGCUCCGGAUGGAUCUGUACACCAUGAACAUAUAUUCUGUGCAAAGUGCAAGUUACGUGAAACUUUCCCAGAUAAUGAUAUUAUACUAUGUGACGGGACAUGUAACUGUGCUUUCCACCAAAAAUGCCUAGACCCUCCAUUGGACAGUGACAAUAUUCCUCCAGGGGAUCAAGGCUGGUUUUGCAAACUUUGCGAGUGUAAGAUGGAAAUUUUAGAAGCAAUGAAUGCCCAUCUUGGGACCCACUUCUCCAUGGAUUGUGACUGGCAGGAUGUUUUCAAAGAAGCCGCUGCUUUUCCUGAUGGUGGGAAUACAAUAUUAGAUCCAGAGGAAGAAUGGCCUUCUGAUGAUUCUGACGAUGGUGAUUAUAAUCCUGACAGGAGGGAAAACAGUUCUAUGAUCAGUGGGGCAGAAACUGAUGACAAUGUGUCUGAUGACAUUAGCAUUUCUACUAGCCUGAGUUGGUCUUUAGAUGGUGAACUUUUUUCUGGAAAGGAAGGCAUGGGGUGUGGAAACCAUUUUGCUAAUACCAGUUUAGAUUCUGAUGAAUCCACAGACGGAGAAAUUAUAUGUGGCCCUAGGCAACGAAGAGCUGUUGACUAUAAGAAGUUAUAUGAUGAAAUGUUUGGAAAGGAUCCUCCAGCUUAUGAACAAGCGAGUGAGGAUGAAGACUGGGGUCCUGCUAAAAGAAAGCGGAGAGAGAAGGAGUCUGUUGCAGCCAGCACCCUAAUGACACUAUAUGAAAGUGAGAAGAAGUGUCCAGAUUCUGACACCAAAGAAUUGAAAAAGAAAUCCCUCCUAGAAACACCAACUAGAAGGCCAUUUUUGAGAAUGCCCCGCAUUGCAGCUGAGAAGCUUCGUCAAGUUUUUGAUGAGAAUGAACUUCCCUCUAGAGCUGUCAAGGAGAAUCUUUCAAAGGAGUUGGGCCUUGAUCCAGAGAAGGUUAGCAAAUGGUUCAAAAAUGCACGUUACUUAGCGCUUAAAUCCAGAAAGGUAGAGAUAGGAAAGCAACUUCAUAGUUUUAAGGAUUCCAGAUUAGAAAAUGUGAAGAAAAACGCUGCCGAUGUUGUGGCAUCUAAGGGUACCUCUGCAGAGAUUAUGGUCCAUGCCCCAAGGAAUGUUAAAAGGGUUUUCCAGAGAAGGCAUCAGAAGUCAGUAGGCAGUGUUUUAAAGAAAAAGCAACAGAAAAGAUCUUCACUCACGGCACCUGCUAAUAGCAAAAAGGAUACAGUGGAGUUCAGUGACGAUGUGAGCUUGAAGAAACUUUUGGAAGCAAGGACUAGGGAGAGGAAGAGGGUCAAUGUCGUGGCUGGAGAUGAAUGUCAAGCAGCAGAGAUGGAAAUGGAAAGACUUUGCAAAAUCAUGGGUAGAUUAGAGAGCAUAAAACAGAAAAUGCCAAGACUUAAAAAUGACAAAGCUAAACAUUCAAAUAAAUCCCAUUUGUUUCAACGGUCUGUGAUUUAUGUUCCCAUAGCAGAGCUUAGGGAAAAAGUUUGAUCCUAUACGAUGGUGUUUCCAUGUCUUUUGGUUCACAAAUAAAUACUUCCUUUACAUUA
Messenger RNA from Juglans microcarpa x Juglans regia, 2511 nucleotides. Its product is annotated as pathogenesis-related homeodomain protein-like. The record is from RefSeq and is a predicted model, not a curated record. NCBI's taxonomy places the organism in Eukaryota, Viridiplantae, Streptophyta, Magnoliopsida, Fagales, Juglandaceae. The transcript is spliced from 11 exons. Gene Ontology annotation, molecular function: chromatin binding; DNA binding. Gene Ontology annotation, cellular component: nucleus. Gene Ontology annotation, biological process: regulation of DNA-templated transcription; chromatin organization. Bases 281 to 2452 code for a protein of 723 amino acids.